Botrytis deweyae is the source of this 1605-nucleotide messenger RNA. RefSeq lists its product as uncharacterized. The transcript is spliced from 2 exons. NCBI's taxonomy places the organism in Eukaryota, Fungi, Ascomycota, Leotiomycetes, Helotiales, Sclerotiniaceae. The record is from RefSeq and is a predicted model, not a curated record. Bases 1 to 1605 code for a protein of 534 amino acids.
AUGGCAAGAAAAUUCGCGAGAAGACUCAUUUUGCCACUUGCAAUUCUUUUCUGGGCUGCUAUUAUCAUCUCGAACCUCUCGCCUUCCCGAUAUAGACACCAAGUUUAUGACCACGAGAAACACAAUACCCCAUUGCGAAUUCCAAUAUCUCAUCCACUGAGAAAUUAUUCAAAAAAUACGAUUCAAUCAUGGGCCUAUUCAGGUAGCGGGAAUAUAAAAAAGCUCCCGACUCCGAAAGUUACUGUCCCGCAUGCUUUAUUACAACUCACUGCGCAUUGCUCCGACCCGGUUAACAAAUUCACGAACCAUCUUAGACUUCCUAAUCUACUUUACAAUAUUUCCAUGAGACCCAGGCUUGGGUCCCCCGAGUCAAGAACGUUCUGGAACCCAACAAUUUUCUCUCUGCCAUAUUGGGCAAAGAAUCAGUAUUUGAUCGUGAGCAUGGUGUACUUAAAGGACCGUGGCUACCGAGUCAAUGUUUUGUGUGAAGCAAAUAUUUGUCACCCAGAAACUGAAAAUCGUGGACACCUCCAAGAUAGAAUCUGCACAGCUGAUGAUAUUGAAGCUCUCGGUAGUAAUGGAGGGAUGAGAUGCGAAAAUACGCCUAUUGAGGUGACUGUUCCUCCAACCCCAGCAGAAAGUUGCCAGGGGAAUCAGGAAGGACUGGCCGAUAUACCUGGCUUUCAUGAUCCUAGGAUCUUCUAUUCCGGAAGAGGGGAGCCUAUACUUAUGGUAUCUUCUCAGUCGCGAUAUGCUUGCAUCGGACUAUGGUCUAUUGAUCUUCGUUCUGUAUACCCCGACCUGGAAGAAAUCUUCUCAUCACCACCCAAGAGAUUCGGAGGACCACUCAAAUCUUAUCCUGUCCUGACCGAGUUGACACGUAAUCCGCGAGAGACCCGAAUAUCAUACGAAAAGAACUGGUUUAUAUUUUCACCAACUCCAUCCUCAUCAUACGUUCAUUAUGAGCUGACUUCUUCAAAACGCACCUUUGCAAAACUUAUUGGUAAUGGCUUCACCACAACUAAUUUGACUGACCCAAACGAGAUAUCUUGCCUUAUCGACGCAACGUCAGAGGAAAUAGCUCUCAAUAGAUACAUGGCAAAUGCUACUUGGCAUCAGGCCACACCUGCUUUAAGACUGAUUCUUUGUACUCGUUCUAAUAACUCUUGUAUGUCAGAGACUCCGGAUACCGUUUUUGUUGCAGCCAUUCAUCGUAAACACAAAAACGUGUUGGACCUACCAAUCCGUUACGAAAGAUAUUUUGUGAUGUGGGCAGCAACACCUCCUUUUAGUAUGCUGGCCAUGAGUCAACAUCCAAUUCUCUUCGCAAAUGAAACCACUACGGGUUGGACGACCGACGAAAGUUGGGAUGACGUUCCAGAGGCUUCGUCCGAAGGUCGUGGUUUUUGGGCAAAGCUCACCUAUACCACAACUAUAGCGUAUGCUUGGAACAGGGAAGAUGAGGAUCUAAGGGAUAAAGGCGUGGGGUUUCUGGAUGAUGAGAUAAUUGUUAGUGUGGGUGUGGAUGAUCAUGAUCAGGUGUAUGGAAGGGUUCUUGUUUCUGAGCUGCUACAGUGUUUGAGAAUUUGUCCUGGCUUGAUGUGA